Trifolium pratense (red clover) is the source of this 1177-nucleotide messenger RNA. RefSeq lists its product as uncharacterized. The transcript has 4 exons. The coding region runs from base 81 to 806 and encodes 241 amino acids. Lineage: Eukaryota; Viridiplantae; Streptophyta; Magnoliopsida; Fabales; Fabaceae. The record is from RefSeq and is a predicted model, not a curated record.
UGGAUAAACUCCGGUCGAUGAGUAGAGUGAAAUCGGAAAACAAAGGAGCGAACAAACAGAACAGAUAAGACGAGACCGAAAUGAAGUUAGCUCCAAUCACAGUGUUUAUGUUCAGAGAUUCAGAGGGUUUUGCCUCUGCUAUCUCAGAAGCUCUUUACCCUAACCCUUCUUCCUCCUUCACCCGCCAAGAGGACUCGUUUGAACUCUCUUUAGAGAGUUAUGGAAUCAAGGACCAUAAAGCAUCAGGGAACGUAAUUCACUAUGUUGAUAAUCAUGGCAUUUACAAGGUAUCAAUCGUGAUUAUGCAACACUAUGAGCCACCAGUACUAGCAUGUGCUCUUAAUGAGGUCCUCAAUAAAAUUGUUGGAGGCAAUCCAUCUACAUUACCUACACUUUUGGUGCCUUUUUUGGUGGAAUCAUCCGAAGUUAAAGGCCAAAGUAAAUCCCUAAGAUCAGAUGAAAGUGUAGCCUUAACUUAUGGCAUACAGCUUGGUCAAAUCACUGACAUAAUGCAGACCUUACUCAAGAAAACCCAGGAACCACCGUCUACAUUGCGAAUUCAGCACGAAAAUUUUGCAUGUUUUCGUCACUUUGUUUGUGUAAUGAAGUUACCAACCUUCUUUCUAAUUGGACAAACUAGUCAAUAUUUGAACAGUAAAGCUACCAAACUGCAUGAGGCAAUUUGUGAAAUAGGCGAGAUUUUGGCUAGCAGUACAGGUCUGCAGUUUUCAGAAGACAGAGUGAUAUGGAAUCCAAAAAAGACAUCAAAGGAGAUCAAGGAGCCAUGGCGUGAUUUAUAUGGUUGAAUUCACGGUUUCCCUUACAUGUAACCAAAGACUAGUCUUUUCACGGGUCUGUUUCUUAGAACCAUGGGAUUUCUAACUGUUUCCUUUUAACAUGUUUAAAAGAAAAUUCUUUUUUUUUUUAUUUUCCUUGUACUUCCUAAAGUACCUUAGUCUCACUCUUGGAUUGCGUGCAGUGAGGCCGAAUGCUGCAUGACAUAUCACUACAAAUUCUGUUUUUUUUAUAUGCGGUUUUUAUUGUUUAUACUUCAAUGGCUUGGUUGAAUAGGUUUUUGACGGAUUAAGACAUUUUAUCCGCAUGCUGUACUCUGCUUUGAUGCAUUUAGAAUAUGUUAAGUGAGAUAAAGAUCAGAGCCAUGAGGUUUUUUUUUCUU